UUCCCUCUUCUCCGGGUCCCUGUCACUUCUACAAUCCUGCAAUCGCUGAGUGUUCGGCCCGUGCUGACCCUGUACUCCGUACCUGUGGGACGUUCAUUCAACUCUCUCAUAUCCACCCAACACCCAUCCAGCCUCCAGGCCUACUCCGGGUCUUCAGCCCGUAUAGAUAUCAAGCGAUUCCGGCGCGAGCGGCCUGCGGGCGCUCUACUUCACUCCAGCGCUCUCAACCCGAACCAGUCCUCACUACCAUUCGCACCACAUCGCUGCUCAAUCGCCCUCGUCAACGAACGUCUCCAUCGACCGCCUCAACAAAUCGUAUCCCAUUCCGUCCAAUCGUACCUGCGACGCCUCACCUAUAUCGACUUUGCUACUCUGAAUAGCUUCAUUCAACGCCAGGCUCCCCUGCUUUUGGUCGCUCAACCCUGUCUCUUCUCCCUUCGCAUACAAGCUUCUGGCUUGCCAAAUUAG
This is a messenger RNA of Colletotrichum lupini, 468 nucleotides long. RefSeq lists its product as uncharacterized. The transcript has 2 exons. The record is from RefSeq and is a predicted model, not a curated record. NCBI's taxonomy places the organism in Eukaryota, Fungi, Ascomycota, Sordariomycetes, Glomerellales, Glomerellaceae. The annotation marks the transcript as partial.